AUGUCGUCGACACGCGAGGCCCAUACCCUUUUGCUUGUGCACGAUACGAAACAAAUCCAUGCAGGUAUUGGCAUUUCAGAGCCUCUGCUGCGCCCUGAUGUGACUGUGGAAGCGUGCGUCGGACGUCGAGAGGCGAAUGGCCCAUACAUCGUCGGCGAAGCUCUGGUGCAAGCUGUGACGCAGGGUGAGGCUGUGGAAAUCAUCUAUCCUAUCACAGAUGGAGACGUAAACAACUGGGACGCGCUUGAAGCGCUAUGGUACUAUGUUUUGCAUGAUAAACUUGGCGUGCGAGUAGGCAAUAAUGCCUACUAUAUCAUGCUGGCCUUGCCGUCGCCCGUAUCUCGCGACGUGUAUGAACAAGGAGCGAAGAUCUUGUUUGAAAAGUUCAACUCACCCGCUAUCACGAUAAGCGAGGUUCCGCUACUCUCUGCGUACGCCCUCGGCGUCCUUACGGCGUUAGUUGUCGAUGUGGGUGCCGAGGACUCGAGUGCGGUGGCCGUGAGCGACUGCGCCGUCGUGCCCUCUGGUGUGGUUAUUUCAAAGAUUGGCAUCGUGCAUUGCACAUGGUGGCUCGCCUAUUUGCUCACGCAGGAUGCUAGAGUGAUGCAGGCGCUAGAGCAGGUGGCGCCGGGGCAGACCCAUGCGGCCGCAUGGAGCCUGGCUCAACAAAUGGCUGAUGACCAUGUCGUGUGUGUCGAUACGGACAUCACACAAACCGACGAUGAGGAUGAAGGUGUGCUUGAUGUGGCUGCAGCGCUCGUGGAGGGUCGUGAGCGCGAUGUCGUCAAGGAGCGCGAGCGCCAAAAGGAGGCCGAGGCCAAGUCUGCAGCAUCGAAUACAAGCGGCGCGGUAGUCGUGUCGUUCCGUGGCGUAGAGGUGCCAGUGGGCUCCGUACACAAACGCUUCCAUGAACCACUGUUUCGUCCGGCAGUGCUGGAGCGCGUAUCGCUCGAUAUCCCAACUCCGCGUGCCGUGGCGCAGGCGCUGCAGGCACGGCGCAUUGGUGGCGAGCCUAUGUGCCUGUCGAUUCCCGACGCCGUGGCCCGCGCCACCGCGAAUGUCCACCCCAUGGAGCGUCGCUUGCCGCUUUGGGAAAAUCUUAUCCUUACAGGCCCCAUGGCUCUCACGCGCGGCCUCAUAGCCGAGCUCACACGCGCGCUGUCUGCAUACACAACGACUGAAUCUUCAGAGGCCUCACAGGUGGUGGGUGACCCGCAGCCAUGGAAGCCGCACCAUGUGCGUGCGCUGCGCAUUCCCGACUACUUUGCCAACUAUAAGGAACGCAUGGACUUGGCGCCCUAUCUGGGGGCCACCAUCUUUGCGAAGCUGGUAUUUGGUGACUUGUCCGGGCGCAACUAUAUUACCAAGAGGCAGUACAAUGAGGGCGGUCCCUCGGUUGCAUUCGCAUUGGGUAGCCUGUAG
Molecule: messenger RNA, 1422 nt
Organism: Malassezia restricta
Lineage: Eukaryota; Fungi; Basidiomycota; Malasseziomycetes; Malasseziales; Malasseziaceae
Product: actin-related protein 9
Exons: 1
Coding region: 1-1422 (473 amino acids)
Source: RefSeq, a predicted model, not a curated record